Messenger RNA from Vespa mandarinia (Asian giant hornet), 2094 nucleotides. RefSeq names its product putative serine protease K12H4.7. The record is from RefSeq and is a predicted model, not a curated record. Gene Ontology annotation, biological process: proteolysis. Gene Ontology annotation, molecular function: serine-type exopeptidase activity; dipeptidyl-peptidase activity. NCBI's taxonomy places the organism in Eukaryota, Metazoa, Arthropoda, Insecta, Hymenoptera, Vespidae.
ACACUACAAGCAAAUCUUGCCCUAGAUACCGUAUGUUGUAUUUCGAAACUUAUAUAUAUUUUUUAUGCUUGGACGGUUGCAGAAAAUGUUGCUGAUUUUGCGAUGCCUAUCAGCAAUAUGAUGAAGAUAAUUACAACAUUUCUGUAACAAAUCGGUAACUUCUACUUUACUAACGUAACAACGAAGGCUACCACUUACCACUAGGAAAAAACAAAAAAUACGUUUUCGAGAAGAUAUCUAAAAAGUUAAUCACGUUUGGUAUUACAUUCUUUAUUAAAUAAAUAAUUCUCAUUAUUAAGUUUAUAUGUUUUUGAUGAAGUUACAUCUGUUAUUUUUAUAUAAACAAAAUUGUGAAUUCGUUUAAAAAAUGCGAUUUGUAUUAUUAUUGCUGUUAAUAGCAGUUUUCAUAAAUAUUAGUUUAGCACUACGUAAUUUUAUAAGAGGCAGAAGUAAAGAUGGAAAUUUGGGUAUAUUGCUUUCACAUAAAGAACAGAAAUGGCUUCCUAAGGAGCAAUGGUUUAUCCAAAUGCUCGAUCACUUUAACCCAAUAGAUGCACGUGUUUGGAAGCAGAGAUAUUUUCAGAAUACAGAAUAUUAUAAACCUGGUGGUCCUAUGUUCCUUUUAAUCGGUGGUGAAGGAGCAGCCACUGCCAAGUGGAUGGUGGAAGGACAAUGGAUUGAAUAUGCUAAACAAUUUGGAGCAAUGUGCUUUCAACUUGAACAUCGCUUUUAUGGAAAAAGUCAUCCAACUGCAGAUAUGAGUGUGAAGAACUUAAUUUAUUUAAAUUCAGAACAAGCACUUGCAGAUAUAGCAUACUUUAUAGAAAGUAUAAAUGAAAUUUAUAAAGUAUUACAUAAUAUAAAAUGGAUUGUUUUUGGAGGUUCUUAUCCUGGAUCAUUAGCUGCAUGGAUGCGUGUAAAAUAUCCUCAUCUUGUACAUGGAGCUGUAUCUAGUAGUGGUCCAGUCCUUGCACAAGUUGAUUUUCAACAAUAUUAUAUUAUUGUUGAAAAUUCUCUUAAAGAAUAUUCUGAAGCAUGUGUAGAUGUGUUAGCAGCUGCGAACAAACAAUUUCAUAUGAUGUUACAUCAUCCAAUAGGUCAACAAGGCAUUGUUAAAAAAUUUAACCUGUGUGAUCCAAUAGAUAUUGGAUACACAAAACGCGUUGAUAUUUCGAAUUUAUAUGAAACGAUAAUAAGUAAUUUUGCGGGUAUUGUUCAGUACAAUAAAGAUAAUCGUAACAAUUCAAGAAUGGCUAAUUUGUCCAUCGAUGAUGCAUGUAACAUUCUAAUGAAUGAAAAAAUAGGUAUAUCCAUCGAUAGACUCGCUCAUAUAAGUAAUAUAAUACUAAAUGCGACCAAAGAAAAAUGUUUGGACUUUAGGUACGAUAAGAUGAUUCAUGAGUUAAGGAAUGUAACAUGGGAUUCUGAAGGAGCAGAAGGAGGUCGGCAAUGGAUAUAUCAAACCUGCACAGAAUUUGGAUUUUUUCAAACAUCGACUGCUCGUCCUAAUUUAUUUAGUGAAAUGUUUCCAGUAGAAUUCUUUAUUCAGCAAUGCAUUGAUAUUUUCGGACCUAGGUAUAACAUAGACUUACUUAAUAAUGCUGUGAAGCGAACCAAUACUCUAUACGGAGCACUUAAAUUAGAAGUAAAUAAUGUAGUGUUCGUACAUGGAUCUGUUGAUCCAUGGCAUGCACUAGGUAUUACAACAUCGUUAACUCCUGAGGCUACCGCUAUUUAUAUCAAUGGUACUGCACAUUGCGCUAACAUGUAUCCACCUUCUGAACAUGAUCCACCUCAGUUGAAAGCAGCUAAAGCACAAGUUGGACAAAUAAUCUAUCAAUGGUUAAAAAGCUAAGUUUACUUUCUGUAAAUUUUUGUGUGAUAUUAGGAAAUAAGUUUGAACAAAAUAUUUUGAAAUAAAAUAAUGUAAUCUUUUAUUGGUUUCCGUUUGUUACUAGAUACGAUGUCUUUUGUUUUUAUUGGAAUAUUAAUCGAAAAUACUAUGUACUAGAAAAUACAUGUUAAAAAAUAUUUUUUUCUAUAUAUUUACAUAUAUUGUUAAGUAAUAAAAUACCAAUGGAAUAGAAUCUCAAA